Epinephelus fuscoguttatus (brown-marbled grouper) is the source of this 1245-nucleotide messenger RNA. RefSeq names its product thiosulfate sulfurtransferase like domain containing 3 (gene tstd3). Gene Ontology annotation, molecular function: thiosulfate-cyanide sulfurtransferase activity. Bases 144 to 668 code for a protein of 174 amino acids. Gene Ontology annotation, cellular component: mitochondrion. Lineage: Eukaryota; Metazoa; Chordata; Actinopteri; Perciformes; Serranidae. The record is from RefSeq and is a predicted model, not a curated record. The transcript has 4 exons.
CACGCGCAGAUCAUUGUUUGGUAAGCGCGAGCACUGGCAUUGAGAAUUCCAAUAGUUUCAGCGCGUAUUAGUGUUGCGUCAUUUGUAAUUUGGGGUUUGUGUUGAGGAAGUGUUAGCGUAAAGAGUAUAAUAGGGUGUCAUAUAUGGCUCUCAGACGGUGUUGGGGGUUUGCAGGAGUUCUUCCGCGGCUGUUAUGGAACAACACCGUCCUGUCUAGAGUUUCCGUCCAGGGAGGACGAAGCUCUGUGUCCAGCCUUGUCAACACCCACCACGCUUGUAAAACUUCAGGGCCGCUGCUCCGCAGGUUCAGUUCAGCGCCACCGAGCACAGAUGUGAGCUAUGACCAGAUGAAGCAGCUCCUGGCUGGGCGGAAAGCAAUAGUCAUAGAUGUCAGAGAGCCCUGGGAGCUCAGGGAGUACGGCGUCAUUCCCGGGUCAAUUAACGUCCCCUUGGGACAGGUGAACACCGCCCUCCAGCUGGCACCGGAAGAGUUCAAUGAAAAGUACGGUGGUAAAAUGCCCCAGCACACAGAUAAUGUUGUGUUCACCUGCCUGGCAGGGAUCAGGAGCAAGACGGCACUAGACACAGCCACCUCACUGGGAUACAAAGACGUUCAGCAUUACCCAGGUGGAUGGCAAGACUGGCUGAAAAAUGAACAACAGAACUGAUGCAGGGAUGAUGAAACAGAAGACAAUAUUAAAAGCUCUUAGCUGAGAUCAGACUGGCAACUGAGAUUGUGUAACAGGGAGUCUUGUAAAGGGUUUUAAAACAGUUCAUUUAUUCUUUUGUUUUAAGAGCCAGCAAUUGAAGUUGUUUUCCUCAUCUGUGAAUCCCAAAGACUGAAACCAGAGGGCUCAGCACACAUAAACAAUCACAUCUGCUGCUAAAAAACUUAAUAACUACUGUAGUGUUACUUGAAGUUAAAUUUAUUUCAGCACAGAACUAUUUAUAAACCCUUUACAACUUCUACAGAGACAAAUAUGUAACCAGUGACUAUUCUAAACCGUACCACAAAUAAUAAUAGAGUUCUAACAGAGCUCAAGUAUUUGUUUCCAUUCAGACUAUCUAUGCAAAUGACUACUUAACUGUGUAUGAUUGUGUGUUAAGAUCAAGUUGGCUGUUGCAUAAUAUGGACAGUUCAACAAUUCAAGUAAGUGUGUUGUAAAUACUGAAUAGUUUGUUGCUCAUGGAUGCAACUGAAGUUGUUGCCAAUUUCAUUCAAUAAAAACAAUUUAUUAAUAUUGA